Molecule: messenger RNA, 1317 nt
Organism: Linum tenue
Lineage: Eukaryota; Viridiplantae; Streptophyta; Magnoliopsida; Malpighiales; Linaceae
Source: the annotation of a GenBank genome assembly
GCUUGGGUUUUGGAUGGUAGAUCAAUAGCAAGGAAAGUGACCCAAUCACCCACCGAAUCAAUCAAAGACGCAGGAGCUUCUCGCCAAUGUCCUAAUUGCCAGCAUAGGAUUGACAACAGUGAUGUAAUCAAUGAAUGGCCUGGCUUUCCAGCUGGGGUAAAGUUUGCCCCAACUGAUGCAGAGCUGCUGGAGCAUUUAUCAGAGAAAUGCGGCAUUGGGAGCUCGAAGCCGCACAUGUUCAUUGAUGAGUUCAUCCCAACACUUGAAGGGGAUAAUGGGAUUUGUUACUCCCAUCCUGAAAACCUUCCUGGUGCUAAGAAAGAUGGAAGCUGCGUUCAUUUCUUUCAUCGCACCAUGAAUGCUUAUGCAACUGGUCACAGGAAGCGCAGAAAGAUCCAGAGAGGUGAAGACACUUCCAUUAGCGGAAGUGUGCGCUGGCACAAGACAGGCAGGACCAAGGUCGUGGUCGAAAAUGGUGCUAAAAAGGGCUGUAAGAAGAUCAUGGUCCUGUACAGAAGCUCAAAGGGAAGAGGUUCUAAGCCUGACAAGGCCGGUUGGACGAUGCACCAGUUCCAUUUGGGCACUGAAGAGGAUGAAACUGCUGGUGAAUAUGUUGUUUCCAGGAUCUUCUACCAGGAAUCCAAGAUGAAUGGGAAGAAUAAUGAUGAGACUUCGGAGAUUCAAGGUUCUGAUACUGUUGUUGCUGGUGUAAUGCAUCCAAGGACCCCGAAUCCUAAUCCUCCCAAUCCACAGCGACAUAACGAUCUUGCUGAUGACACCAUCACUUCAGAUUCCUCUGUCCAGGAUCAGAAGUUGAUGAUAGGGGAGGAUGUGGGAUAUGAAGCAUGGCUGGGUGGUGAAUCCCAGCCUGUUGAUGAAACCCCUGACUUCACCAACAUCGGAGAUUCUUCUUUGGUAUGCAAAGAGACUUCCAAUCCUUCUACUUCGAUCUUCGGCAAUAACUCAACAGCAAUGAAUCAUGUACCAUGCACUGGUGGAGGUAGUGGAAAUAACAACCCUCCUUUCGCUUCAUCGAUCUUCGGCAAUAACUCAACAGCAAUAAAUCAUAUACCAUGCACUGGUGGAGGUAGUGGAAAUAACAACGCUCCUUCCUGUGGAAUCUCUGUCCUGGAGAACCUGGAAUUGGACAGCCCACCAGAUUUCCAGCUUUCUGAUCUUCAAUUUGGUUCCCAAGACAGCAAUUGUAGCUGGCUGGACAAGUUUUGAAUAAACACUCGGAAUAACAAUGGAGCAGAAGAAGCUCUACUAGACUAAACCAUGAACAUGUCAUCACUCCACUUGUUUUGUUGCUGCUGC